AUGAAAGUCGAGCCAGAGCGAGUCAUCGCGGCGCUCAUUGCUGCCAAUCCCAAGAUGCGGCUGGAUUAUGGCGGGAUUGCACAGAUGUACGGCCUAGGCGCGAAGUACAACACUAUGGAGCACAAGUUCCGUGCUUGGCGAAAGCUGGCUGAGACUCUGCGUGUCGCCGCGGGUGAAGAGGGUCCCCUGACCCAGCCUCAGACAGCUCCCCGUACCCCUCGCACUCCGAACACCCGUGGCAAGAAGGCCACUCCGGCAUCCAAGAAGGCCACCCCCACUGCCAAGAACAAGGUGGACAAGGACACCAAAGAUGUGAAGGCUGCUGACACCGCUGAGGCCGAGGAUGUCGUGGAUAUCUCCAGCGACGAUGACACCCCAAUCAAGGUUAAGCGCGAGGUCAAGGACGAAACUGAAGUCACCCGCUCCCUCCUUGGAAUCAAGAGUCACUCCAUCCUCCACGGUGAUAUCGACGACGAGGUUCAGCUCAUGGAGGAGCCCGCUGCAAAGCGUGUCAAGAUCGAACACUAUUCGGAUGACCUCAUGGCCCAGCUCCUCUCAUUCGCCCCGGAGAAUGAGACCCGUGUGGACAGCAAGAGCAACGGGUAUGAGCUUGAGCUCCCAUCUCUAGCCAUGACUGCCGAUGAAGCCAAUGAUCAGGUCAUUCAGAGCCUGGACAGCAUGCUGAACGGUGCGGGUGAUGCGUUCGAUGCUGCCUUUGGCAACGAGGAGGCCUAA
Molecule: messenger RNA, 735 nt
Organism: Penicillium cataractarum
Lineage: Eukaryota; Fungi; Ascomycota; Eurotiomycetes; Eurotiales; Aspergillaceae
Exons: 2
Coding region: 1-735 (244 amino acids)
Source: RefSeq, a predicted model, not a curated record